Labrus bergylta (ballan wrasse) is the source of this 5836-nucleotide messenger RNA. It is a transcript of the gene itga4, whose product is annotated as integrin alpha 4. Gene Ontology annotation, molecular function: integrin binding. The record is from RefSeq and is a predicted model, not a curated record. Lineage: Eukaryota; Metazoa; Chordata; Actinopteri; Labriformes; Labridae. Gene Ontology annotation, cellular component: external side of plasma membrane; integrin complex. Gene Ontology annotation, biological process: cell-cell adhesion; cell adhesion mediated by integrin; integrin-mediated signaling pathway.
ACACACACACACGCGCGGAGAUCGAGGGAGGGUCUCCGCGCGCUCGACUCUCAGUUUCAUUGACUUCAUCCCAAACUCGGAUGAACUUUAGUUUUGACUGAUUCUUCUUCUCAUUUUCUUUCAUCUUUCAUUGCUCACAUUUUCAGUGUGUCAAGAGUAGCCUCGUGGGCUGCCUCAGACGGACGGACACGCACGAGACAAGCGCAACAGGAGGUUUCACGAGCGACUCACAUCGGACCAAGAAGGACUUUUUAAGAGAGACUUUUGGGAGCAAACUUUUGGCUGUUUUAUCUUCUUUUGUCGGCACGGUUCUUGUUUAACAUCUGUCCGGUGUCGACUGGACUUUCCAAACUGACCCGGGAUAUCUGCUGUCUGACCCGGGAUAUCAUCUGUCAGGGCGUUACACUUGUCCUCCGUAAUGCGUCCCUCAGUGGACAGCAUGUGUGCCCGCUGCAGCCUGAUCCUGGUCCUGGUUCAGGCUUUGGUUCUCGUCGCUCCUGCAGGAGGAUACAAUCUGGAUGAGGAACACAGUCUGGAGUUCAAUGGUCCCACAUCCUCCAUGUUUGGAUACUCAGUCCUGCUGCAUCGCCUUGGAGGUCAAAAAUGGUUGGUGGUUGGAGCCCCAGAAGCAAAUUCUACCUCCAGACCAUCUGUGCAAUCCCCUGGAGCGCUCUACCGUUGUGACAUUACUGGGGAGCACCGCCGCUGUCAUCACAUGCACGUUGACGUUUUGGACUGUGGGAAGACGUGUGAAGCAGAAAGUGAUCAUCAGUGGCUGGGAGUCAGUCUGUCCAGACAACCUGGAGACAACGGAGGACACGUCCUGGCUUGCGCUCAUCGCUGGAAAAACGUCUUCCACUCAAAGAAAGACGGUCAGAACAACAAGCUGCCUAAUGGAGUCUGUUAUCGCUUUGGUGAAGACCUGAGACACGCCCACCACAUGAUCCCAUGCUACAGAGACCACCAGAGGAAGUUUGGUGAGGAUUAUGGGUCAUGUCAGGCCGGCAUUUCCAACUUCCUGACAGAGGAUCUGAUAAUCAUGGGGGCACCGGGGACGUCUUAUUGGACGGGUUCAGUUCUGCUCUUUAACACGUCCAGCGGAGGGUUGUCAGUGUACCUGGAUGACGGCACUGGAGCUGUCAGCUUCGGAAGCUACCUGGGUUACUCUGUUGGAGCUGGUCAGUUCCUCGGUCCUGGUACUGUGGAGGUGAUGGGUGGAGCUCCACAAUACAACCAAAAGGGCAAGGUCUUCAUCUUCACCAUAAAUGGCAACAUGCUGAAUGUCAUCUCUGAAGUGUCCGGAAAAGAGUUGGGAUCUUACUUCGGCUCCAGUGUGUGCGCGGUGGAUCUGAAUGCUGAUGGUUUGUCGGACCUGUUGGUCGGUGCUCCCAUGGCCACAGGCGUCACCAGGGAGGAGGGAAGAGUCCAUGUGUACAUCAAUCAGGGGGAGGCCAAGCUGGUGGAGGCGGAGUUUCAGCUGACUGGUAAAGACGCCUACGCUGCCCGGUUUGGAGAGACCAUCGCUGACCUGGGAGACCUGGACGAUGACGGUUACCCCGAUGUGGCAAUUGGUGCCCCGCAGGAAGACGACCUUAAAGGAGCGGUCUACAUUUACAACGGCAGGAGGGAUGGCAUCUCUCCCACUCCGUCUCAGAGGAUUACUGGAUCCACCCUUGGCCGUGACCUCAGGAUGUUCGGACAGUCGCUCAGCUCAGGCAUUGACAUUGAUGAUAAUGGCUACCAGGAUGUUGCUGUUGGUGCGUUCCUCUCAGACUCAGCUGUAGUUCUCAGGACCCGUCCGGUGAUUCAGGUGAAGGCGUCUCUGGUUCUGCCUGAACAGAUUGACAAGCAGGUGGCGCUGUGCCAAGAACACAAGACUCCGACUGUCUGCCUCAAUGUCACCGUCUGCUUCAGCGUCAGCUCCAGACAUUUCAAAGGAGCGAUAGAUCUUCAAUAUAACUUGACCUCUGACCUCCUCCAUAAGCCAUCUUUCCCCCAUCGAUUUUAUUUCCAUAGUAACGGGUCUUCAAACAGCACAAGAGGGCGUGUGAGAGCCCGAUUAGGCCAAGUCAACUGUGCAACACACGUGGCUUACCUCAGGAAAGACGUGAAGGACAUUUUUACUCCAGUCCAGUUUGAGGUUUCCUACAGUCGCAGAGAAACAAGCUCCCACCGAUCCUCCUCCAGAACCUUCCCUCCAUUAAAACCCAUUCUGCAGCAGAGCACAGGACACCAGAACACCAUCACCAACCAGACUUGGUUUUCUCGCUCCUGUUAUCUCGUGAACUGUUCCACCAACAUGCAGCUUUCUGCUCAGCUAGUGCUGCCACAUCAGCAGCCGUACUUCGCUCUCGGCUCUGGAGAGACCAUCUCGUUGAAAACCUCGUUACUGAACUCUGGAGACGAAGCCUUCCUGCCACGAGUGACGCUGCGGUUCCCCGACAAUAUUCACUACGUCAAAGUCCUGCACAAUGAGGACAACAGCAUCAGCUGUGACGUCACACAGGAAGACAACAGUACAACAGUUAGUGUAACCUGUGGUGCUACAAGCCUCCUCCUUCCAGCCAAUGCCAAGUUGAAUAUCAGCUUCCUGUUGCAUGUUAGCCAGAACAGCACACCUGGUGACAUCAUCAUCCACGUCAACACCAGCAGCGAUAACUACGAGUGGGACGAGUAUCUCCAUGACAACGCCAUCAGUCUCCUCCUGCCUCUCAAAAAUGAGAUCAAUGUGAACAUCCAUGGUUUUGUGACGCCCACCACGUUCAUGUUUGGAGAUGAAGACUUGACUCCAGUUGAGUGCUACCCUGAGAGAUUCAACUACACAUACAAGGUGUUGAACACUGGUCCCAGCAGGUCUGCAGAUACUGUGGUUGAAAUCACUCUGCCGAAGAUCCUCACACCGUACCGACACAGACUGCUGCAGGUGGUCGACUGGCAGUCGUCUCUGGGUGUGUGCUCACUCAGCAAUACAACCGUCUCGGUCAUUGAAGACUGCGAGGUCCCCAAGGCUUCCUUCAUCAAGCAGCUCGUCUUCUUUUUUUCAUCGACGACAACCCGCAGAAUGUUUUGUGGCCGUGGUGAUCAGCUGUGUGAGCGGUUGGUGUGUCAUCUUGGUAACCUGGAAUCAGGAAGAGAAGCUAGCAUCCAGCUGGAGAUCAAAGUGAACCCCGCUGUACUUCUACAAGCUCCAGGUCGUCAUGGCAUCAUGAGGAUAGAAAGCACAGCGACUAUAUCAAAUCCCAGAGAAGGUCCUCACACAGUCUUUAUCCAUGAACAACGAGCAGCGGAGGUGGUGGUGGACACUCUUUUCGCACAGAAGCCCUCAGCAUUAGUGAAGAUCUUCAUCGUCGUGGUCAGUCUAGUUUUGGGUCUGAUGAUCCUGUCUGCUCUUAUCUGGUGUCUGUGGAAGGCUGGAUUCUUUAAGAGGGACUUCCAGAAGAGUAAAGAGGAGGAGAAGUUCAAAAGAGACAGCUGGGACUAUGUUCCUAAAAAUGACAAACGAGAGAGCACUUCCUAAUCCUGACCGUCACCUCCGGCUAUCACCGCUGAUAUCUGAACACAGAGUGGAGCUUUACGUGGUGACUGUGCAGCAGUCACUAAUAAACUGAUGGAUGGGAUGCUGUGUGUGAAAAUAUGGCUACCCCAUUUCUUUGAAAACAGAAGGAAGUACGACUGUUGGACCUCAUCAGCCAAUGAAAUCUGUCCAGACUGUGUCAGGUGGUUUACAGCCAUACUGAGACAACACAGACACGUCUCGAGUGUGACGGCUCAUUAACUGUCUCCCAAACACAUCUGAAUCCGACUGUGCCUUAAAUGAAAUAUUUUUGCUUCGAUGUGCCUUCACAAAGUUAAAAGACUUGAAGAAGACUGCAGCAAUUGAUGAAUGAAGGAUUAAAAAAAGGGAAAUGGUCGAAUAAGGAGGUCUCGGGGCUUCCCUGGGAUGUGGCCUGAGGCCUCCACUUUGGAUUUUUUUAAAAGGAAACCAAACAAAGGAAGAGACUUCUUGAUGACCUUUGAUCUCAGGUGGCGGCAACCUGGCCUCUGAUUGGCUCAAACUCUCUGGAAAACCUCCUUUUUUGUCUGGGUGCUUAGUCUUAUGAUGUUUUUGUUUACCUGCUGACCAACAUGUUAUGCACUGGCCACACACACACACACACACACACACACACACACACACACAGAGAACAUACUGGCUAUAAUGUACCGUUGUUGCACAGAGGAAGUAGUCAAGCUGUGGCUUCUGCAAUGUGCUGGUGCUGGAUGUGAUAGAAAUGCAUUUUUUCUGUGGGUCAGACUUAUUAAGACUGACACUGGUAGCAGAAUUCAUCUGUGUCUCAACAGAUAUCACUUCUUUUUUUUUAAGUCACUCUUCACUCUUGGAUAAAUAUUUUGGAAGAACAGAGAGCUGGAAAGUACAAAACAAGAAAGCCUGAAAGCCAUUGCGACUGAAAAGUGUGACCAUGUCCCAAGUUGACUAAAGGUUUAGCGAUAAGCUCAGUGGCUGCUGUAGUUCACCAGAAAAACUCUUUUUACUAUUUGGCAGUUGUGGCUCCUCAUUUUCCUCAGUUGCAUCAUAACUCCAAUCAGCACAGAAGGAGAGAGAGAGGGAUGUUCUUUACCAAAUUCAACAGCAUGUCUGUCACUGGCAUUAUUUAGAGGACACAGCAACAACUCAGGACACGCAACACUCAAAACAGCAUUUUGAAUUGUAAGCCAGCUAGAAAUUGCCUGGGUCGGAAUAUUAAUAAUAAUAAACUGUUUUAUCUUUAACGCACUUUUCAGUGGAAAUAAAUCUCAACGACAGAAUUAAAAAAGAAAGCAAACGCUGAGAGAAAGCAGAAGUUGAAGAAGUAUGAUUAUUUUUAAAAAAUCAAGUAAGCGUGGGAAUAAGUUAAGAACACGAGUGAACAUAGUAUCUGUAAGAGCCUCAACACAGGCACUCAAGUCUGUCUCCACUGUUUUAAUGCAGCUCAGAACAGUUUAUAUUAUUGGGUUCAGGUUGACAGGCUGCUGUCUUGAUUUAAUAAAAAACUCCCGAGCUCCUCUUAUAUUUUUAAUGUGCAGAUCUUUUUUCUCAUGAAGAUCGGAGGAAGCUGAAUUAUCACACUUGAAAUCACAAAACUCCAACUUUGUCACCAAGAAACAAAUACGACAGGGACGUACUUUGUGGUUUGAUCAGUCUGAAUUCACAUGUUCGCGUGCUUAUCACAUUAUUAAGAUCUGUUUCCUACUUGUGUGGUCCACUAACGAGCCAAAACUGAUGUGAGAAAUGUACCAGAAAAUGUCUUAAUGCAUUUGGGGACAAGCUGAGAACGAUGUAAGACAAGCAGCAGCCUUUUUCUUACAAACAUGAUGUGACAUUAAGAAAGGCUUGACUGUAAUCUACUGUUUCAACAUCACUUAAAUACGUUUUAUCAACUUUUCUAGGUAACAAUAAUGGAGCAUUUCUUCUCAUUUGAGAUUUAUAUCAAAAAUAAAUAGUAUUUAUAGUGUGCUUUUCAAGACCUGCACAGACAGAACACACAGCCAGCAACAAACUGAGUCACAGGGUUAAAAGAUGGAAGACUACUUGAAAAUUAGAAAAUGUUGAAGAUAUCUAAUUUACUCAAAACUUAGUUUAAUGUUCAGUUUGUUGCAGACGUAGAAAUUUAAAAGCAGCUGCUAUGCUUCCUUCUGUUUAUGUAUUUUGUACAAAUGCACAACACACAGAUGUUUUUUUUUUUAAAUAUUUUAAUUAAUGAGUUUGUCGUUUUGUUUAUGUGAAGAUAUUCUGCACUGGAGAGUCUCACUGCUUUUAUCAACACUUUCCAUUAAAAUUAAGGAUUUUCUAUUUAAA